AUGGAUAGAUUGAACAUGUUGGGUGGGCAGUUGAACCCAUCUUCCAAGCAGGCAUUGUUGCAAAAAAACCCGGACGAUGUUGUCAUUGUCGGCGCGUACAGAACGGCCAUUGCCAAGGGCGGCCGGGGCAGCUUCAAAGAUGUGGGGUCGGACUGGAUCUUGACCAAGUUUUUGGAGGCCUUUUUGAAGAAGACAAACGUGGACCCAAAAUUGAUUGAAGACGUGGCCGUGGGCAAUGUGUUGAACCGUGCCGCUGGUGCGUCCGAACACCGUGGUGCCUGUCUUGCAGCGGGUAUUCCAAACAGCUCGGCAUUUAUUGCUCUCAACAGACAGUGUUCGUCUGGCUUGAUGGCCAUUUCGGAAAUCGCCAACAAGAUCAAGUGUGGCGAGAUUGACUGCGGUAUCGGCGCCGGUGUCGAGUCUAUGCUGUCCAACUACGGGCCCCAGUCGAUUCCUAAAGUGGACCCCAAGUUGCAAGAGAAUGAGGAGAUGGCCAAGUGUUUGAUUCCAAUGGGUAUCACGAACGAGAAUGUGGCUGCCAAAUACAACAUUCCUCGCUCCAAGCAGGAUGAAUUUGCUGCUGCUUCCUAUGCCAAGGCCGAGAAGGCUGUUUCUUCUGGCGUGUUCAAGUCUGAGAUUUUGCCCAUCGAGUCGUACAUUCGCGAGGACGAUGACGACGAAGAAGAGGGUGAAGGCAAAGUGAAAACCAUUGUGGUGGACACAGACGAAGGACCAAGAAAGGGUGUUACUGCGCAAUCUUUGGGAAAGUUGAAGCCUGCCUUCAAGAAGGAUGGUGUCACCCACGCCGGAAACGCCUCUCAAGUCUCGGAUGGCGCUGCUGCCGUCUUGUUGAUGAGACGUUCUUUGGCCGAAAAGAAGGGCUACCCAAUCCAGGGUAAGUAUGUGUUGUGUUCUUCUGUUGGUGUUCCUCCAGAAAUCAUGGGUGUGGGACCAGCAGUUGCCAUUCCUACUGUGUUGAAGAAGACUGGCUUGACUGUGGACGACAUUGAUGUUUUUGAGGUGAACGAGGCCUUUGCUGCUCAGUGUUUGUACUCUGCUGAAAGCUGCAACAUUCCUCCAGAAAAAUUGAACAUCAACGGCGGUGCCAUUGCCUUGGGCCAUCCUUUGGGAUGCACCGGUGCUAGACAGUACGCUACUAUUUUGCCCUUGUUGAAGACGGGCCAGAUUGGCUUGACUUCCAUGUGUAUCGGCACAGGAAUGGGUGCUGCUUCGAUUGUCAUCAAAGAGUAA
Clavispora lusitaniae ATCC 42720 is the source of this 1251-nucleotide messenger RNA. It is a transcript of the gene POT1, whose product is annotated as acetyl-CoA C-acyltransferase. Gene Ontology annotation, molecular function: acetyl-CoA C-acyltransferase activity. Gene Ontology annotation, biological process: fatty acid beta-oxidation; phenylacetate catabolic process. NCBI's taxonomy places the organism in Eukaryota, Fungi, Ascomycota, Pichiomycetes, Serinales, Metschnikowiaceae. The record is from RefSeq and is a predicted model, not a curated record. Gene Ontology annotation, cellular component: peroxisome.